AUGGAUAAGACCAAAUUUAUGUUUUCUUCGGCUGUGUUGUUCCCCAAUUCAGAAGAAGCAUCGGAUAUUUCUAAAGCUCAAACCGACCUUUAUUCCUAUCUCUUUCAAGUAUUCAAAUACCUAGAAUACAAGAAUUCCAUGAAUAUCACAGAUUUAGACUUUCUGAUGGGUCAAAUACACGAGACUGUUGGUUAUUUCACCAAAAAUUACAGCUCAGACACAGAUACUAUUGAAAUUUUGCAGGUGCAAUCAAUGAGGCUUUUAGGUAAGGUAUACACCAAAUUAUUUGCCCAUUAUAUGGAAAAUAGCAGUGAUAAAGUUUCAAUAGGUUUAAUUGAGUUAACAAAUCGUUGUUUGGAUCCACUGACCGACGGGUUAAAGAAAUUGUCCAUGAGAUCUAAUUGGUACUCAACCAUCAAACAUCUCAACAUUGUUAUUUUGCAACUGUUGUUCAGCAAGUUUAAAGGCUUUUUGAAUAGUUUCAAAAGUACUACGUUGACGACUUUGUAUAAAUAUUUGAAAAAAUGCACGGACAACUAUAAUAGUUCGGUCGAAAACUCGACUUUCAAAGCCAAUUACUUCAAUGACAUGAUGCUGUUAAUUGAUAUUAUUCUAAUGAAUGAUUCCAGUGGAACUAACAUUUUAGAUUCAAAAUUGUACAAUAGACUUUUGAAGAUAUCUAAAAUUGUUACCACUAAGAAGCCGAACAUUGACAACUUCCUGGUGAAAGAAGGCUAUGUAUAUCCCAUUCAAAGUGUGACAUUUGCCAAUAAUUUUUUGGUGUCAUUACUGAAAUCUGACAAGUUUGUCCUAUCGAUAAAGUCUAAAAAAGACAGCUCAAAAGACGGAUCGCUGUAUUUGCAGGCACUAGCCCCACAUUUAUCCAUUCUACGUGAAGCCUCGAGCUCCAAUUAUGCCCAUUUAAGACUUGCAUCCUCUAAGAACAUCGCUGACUUGCUAUGUUUUUACUAUAUCACUUUUGUCAUCCCUAACAAAUCCAGCGAUAUUUCUUCAAAUUCAUUGAGCGCAUGUUUGAACGUUAUAUUCGACGCUUACACAGCCAUAUCUUCCGAUAUAAGGACAAAAGUUAGCCAGUUGGAAGUGUUUGUUCAGUUCAUAUCCAGCCUCAAUAUUUAUCACAGGACCAAGGUUGUUUCGUCCGAUGGAAUAAAUUUUGUGGCAUCUACCUCGUACGCUAUUAUCAACUUUAUUUUGAAUAAAUUGUUCCUCUCUACGCCUUCAGUUUCAAAAGAUGGAAGCAAACUGAACGUUGUGAUCAAUGAAAAAUCUGAUUACAACGAUGCAUUAAUGACUCUUACUCACUUGGGUUAUGUUUAUGAUGCUAUCAUAGCACAAAUCGACUGUGAUGCAAAUUGCCUGCUUCUUCUUACUCGGUUGGUCUCUAAUGAGGCCCUGUUUGCCACAAGUAAUGUUUACCUCCUUUGCACUUUACUGGAUUUCGUGAAGAAGUCUAUUGUAAGCUUGGAUCAAUUUGUGCUGUCUCACCAAGAACUCGAGGGAUCUGAAUCUUUCGAUUUAGUGAAGUUGCUCUCUGAAAAGUUGUAUAAACUCUCCGACAGUACCAACUUCUACGUUAGAGUUUCCGCCUGCGAAACCUUACUAAAGCUGAUACAGAUCAAACCUGAGUUAUCUUUUGACAUUUUGAACACAUCUUUUGAACAAUUAUCAACAUCAUUAGAAAGUAAUGAGAACGAAGGCAGCUUGAUCUUAAAUGAGAAUCAUGGAAGAGCUUUUAUCAUAUCGACCAUCCUAACUAAUCUCAGAGAAAAAGACUACAUUAGCACGGAUUUUGUUCUAAAGACACUAUCACUAGCAUUAGGAUACUUGAAAAAUUUUAACUCCUCUGUUGUCGUCAAUAAUAUUUUUGGUUCAAGCUCUGCAUCUUUUAUUUCAGAUUUUGGCUAUGAAAGGCAACUCGUAAGUUGGAUUUUGAUGAUCGGACUGUUCAAUUAUGCAUCAAAUGGCUCUGAUACGCAGAGUAAUAUGCUGUUGUUGGAUAACUCCAACUAUAUGUCUUUCUGGAAGAAUCUCUUGGCCCACAAUAUUCCCUCCAAUUUUGUCAAGAUUGAUUCUACAAACAAAAUCACAAACCUUAACGAAAUUAAAAAACUAUUGGAGAUAAAAAAUUUGGCAUUGACAUCUUUAUUGGCCUAUAUUACUUUUUUAACUUCGUGCAAGGCUACCGAUGCUAUUCAUAACCUGAAAAAUUCCGAUGAGACAACAUUAUUGUCUCCAGACCUGUCUAAGAAAAUAAACAUGAUCCUUAACAAAAGCUUCACGUUUAUCACUUAUCUUGAAACCCAACUGUAUGAUUUUGUUCUGGACUCCCAUGUGAAGCAGCAAAUCAUUUUAAACAAGCUAAGAAUUCUACAAAGCUAUUGCAAGCUACUUCCUUUCCUAAAUAUAAGAAAUGAAUUUAACUCAUCGAUUAUGCUUCAAAUCGUCAAGAAUUUCAGUGAUUCAAGUCUCUACGACUAUGAACUAAAUUUGAGCGAGUUCAACAGUGUAAAAGAUCUCAAAAGGGCAACUAAAGUUGGAGCUGAAUUCGAUGAAUUAUCAAUUUUUCGCAUGAAUGACGGAUUAACAUUUGGCCUGACUAGCAAGCUCAAUAGAUUUCAAGUCGAAGAUUUGAUGGUUAAAGCUACUCAAUUUGCAAAUAUAUCUGCUGACAACGAAGUCGAUUUCAAGCGACUGAACAUCAAGUCGUCCUUAGAAUCAAGAAACGUUAAAAGCUUUUUCAAUCCGCUUACUGUAUUUGAUGAAACAUUUGAGACUUUUGUCUAUAGACCAAUUCACCACAGUCUUUUGAACGAUUAUCUCUUGCUCUUAUACAACGGAUCUGAAAAUAUCGGCUAUUCAGAGAGCGAGCAAUAUGCUCCCAGUGUUGACACCAUGGUGGUAGAUGUUUCUAUUGAGCUCUUCGCAUCUAUCUUUCCUUCUUUGAGUUUCAAGAUUCAGCAGUCAGUUUUGGAUUCUUUGAGCAGUCAGCUGAGAAUUGAGGGUAGCAAGAUUUCUCCAAGGAAGAGGGUUGUCUAUUUCAAUACAGCUGUCACCUUGCAUUCGAUGUUGUCAUACGCUGAGAAGAAUAAAUUGCUGUUACCGUUAACAACUGUUUGCUCUAUCGUUGAAUGCAUUAAGACACUCAACAAGCUAACGUCUUCACUUGUUUUUUUGAACUCUGAAUCGGUUGGAUUGGCAUGCGGUGCUCUGGAGCGAACAACUGAAAAUACCAAAUUCAUACUAGAACAAGUGGACAUCAUUGUCAAUUCGAUUGUACAAGACAAUAAUCCCAUUGCAAGGUCAUUUGCUGUUCUUUCACUGUCAACCAUUUUCAAGCACAAUAAUUUUAUCAAUGCAAAAGGGAUCCUCGAUGUUGUGUACACUUUGGUGAUGGACCCACAUCCCGGUUUGAGGCAGGCAUCUAUAGAUGCGCUAAUAAAUAUUUUGGAGAGCUAUCCCCAACUGGAGUUGAAUAUUAACUUUGUGAAAAUGGCUAUAUCCAAAUUACUGCUUAUCUGGGUGAAGGAUGACCUUGCAGAUAGCUGUAGUUCGACCAUAUUUUCUAACCUCAGUUUCACGCUCAUCAAUAACCCUUAUCCCUCUUCGAUAAAGCUGCUAAGAACUAUAAUCAAUGUGUUGGGUCCUAACAUUUCUUCCUUGAACGCCCAGAUCCAAGAAUUGGUUCAGCAAUUAAUUUUGAGCUUUAUGUAUUUCACAACUUAUGACUACGCCCAUAUCUCUCAGGAGAUGCUGAUAUUGCUGGAAGAACUGUCUAUAUAUGACAAACAGCUCAUCGAAGGAUUUGUUUAUGUUAAAUUCCUGAAGUUUGUUUUGGUAAACAAUUUCAUGGUUGGUGUUUAUAACUUCAACUCGGUUACACUCACUCUCGAUGAUAAUGAAGAUUUAAAUACCAACUCAGAACUUUAUCCAGUGUCCACGAGUUUGAGGGUUUGGAAACUGGCUAUUUACUCUACCCUUCAGUUUUACAAACUUCAUAUCAAUAACUUAGAGUCUUCUAGAAAGUUGAUUGAUUCCAAGUUCAAAAAUUUGAUAAUUAUUGCAUUAGAAAAUUCACCGGAAAAUUCUUCUUUGCAGUCUCUAUUUCAACUUUGGUUCCACAAUGGCUUAAGCUUUUACGGGGAGAAUGAGGCAAUGUCACAGAAGCAGAUGUGGUUUGAAAAGCUUUUUGAGCUGUUUCAUAUGACUAAGACGGAACUGCAGAAUGAACUUUUGGAGAUUUUCCGGAAAAGGAUAAAAAAUGCUGGGGUCUACUAUGAGUCAAAGAAUGUAGCUUUGAGGGGCAAGAGAACAGGUCAAAUUUUGGCGAAGAACUCUUCUUUGAGUCGCCUUUCAACGAACACUGAAAUUAGCGACGAUAAUGAUGAAGAAGAACAAAAUGAUGAUAACGAGACUGAUGAUGAGGAAGAAGCCCAAGAGGCUCUAGCUGGUACAGGAAAUACAGAGGAAGCACCCAAAGAUUCUACUCUUGGUUCCAAGAGAUUGAUGGACUCAGGGGAUGAGUCUCUAAACAUUAUUGAAGACGAGGAUACAAACUGGAAAUUCAAGCAUUUUAUACUGAAGCAGUUUAUUGUUUUUAUUUCGUUGGCACGAAAUGAUAGUAGACUGAAGACAUUUUUGGCUCAAAGAAUAUCCGAUGUGAUGAGAAUUUCUUUUGUUGCAUCUACUUCCAAUAUCAUGAACCUGAGAUUGACAGGAAUGUCAUUGUUGGGUGAUAUCAUUGACAUUUUUGCAUCAUUCAAAGACCCUCUUUAUCCCGAAAUGUCCAUAUUAGACCAGCAACAGGCUCAAUUGAUAAGUUCAAUUGUUCCCGCUUUUAGCUCUGAUUCUUGUGUUCCAUUGGCAUGCGAUGCUGUUAUCAUUGCAAGCAAGCUUAUAAGUUGUAAUAUUUUGCCUGUAUCCAGGCUUCAGCGAAUCACUCGAGUCCUGACUACAGCUUUGGAAGACUUUUCAACUUUUGAUCCCAAUGCUGGUGAAACUCAAGGGCAUAUAAAGAUCGGGUCCGUUCUGAUACCCAGCGCCAAAACGCAACUCAAAAUGAAGCUUGCUGUCCUUAAUGCUUGGGCACAUCUGAAAAUUAAUUUGCAAUCAGACGACGUUGAACUUUCGGAGCUGAUAUCAAAGUAUAUUGACAUUUUAGUUCCUAUGUGGAUAUAUUCAUUGAGAGAGUACUCUCUAUUGGCCUAUGGAUCAAAGUUUACUUCUGAUAGCCAUCAAGCCUCAAGCAAGUUGUUGUACGAGGAGUCGUGGCCUAACUUCUUGGAGGUAAUCGGAAUUGUUGUGCACGAAGACCAGUCUGUUCUUUUGGAUUUUCUCGGGGACGAUUCAGAGAACUUUUUGUUCGUAAUUUUUGCAGAGGGUAUAGAAACCCUGGUGAAAGGUUCGGCCAAUGCCUCCACUCCAAAUCAACCUCUGUCUCCAGAAUGCGUUAAGGUACUAAGAAGUUUCCACCACAUUUUCAAGUUGAAGCCGUUAUCGGCUUUACUUGCUAACGAUUCCGUUUUCAUCGAAUUCAUUGAUUUAUUCUACAGAUUGUUACUUAUUUUAAACCACGAAUCGAAGGUUUUAAUCUUAGAUGUUCUUGAAAGUAUUAAUCUGGAUUCGUUCCACGAUCCUGACAAGCUAUUCGAACUAUUGAGAUUGAGCUAUUUACCUGUUAUUCAAAUUCUUCCGUUUGUGUCAGAGAAGACUAUAGAAAGAGAGAAACUUGGACCAUUUUCUGAUAAGGAUCUGACUUUGUUGAAAAAAUCAUUUAGCUUGCUUCAUAAGUUAAUCAGCCAUCUUCCCGAAAUGAUCCAAAUUGAUUUGCUAUCUUCAAUGUUAUAUGUUAUAAGCUUAUGCUUCGAGUUGAACAAUACAGAUAUCAUUUCAGUCACUUUGCCAUUACUAAAGCUGGUAGUAGUAUCACUGAAUUCGAAAGGAAGAUCGGAUAUUUUGAUCAAGUUCUACAAUGAGAUAAAACCUGGCCUGUUGAGCAACAAACACUCAACUCUGAUAAGAAUGAUUUUACUGUCGGCGGAAGGCACCUUUUUUUUCACCAACGAGGACUGUGAGGUGUUUGCACAAGAUUUGUGUAAAAGUUUGAUCUCCAAGCAACAACUAACCUUUACGACACAGUUUGUUAGAAAUGUCGUCAAACAAGCAACAGCUGGAAACGUUGAUGGUGCUAAAAACAUUGUGCGCAAGUUGCUUCCUGCAUUGAUAAGCUUGCUGAAGAAUAACUUGAGAAAAAACGACUCAGACAAAAUUGAAGAUCCUAGACUGAUUCUUGAGAUUUUCAUUGUCUUCACCAAGCAACUGACAGACGAAGACAAUUUGAAAUCAGCAUUGGGUCUGACUUUGCCGUUGAUACUCUGGGUGGACGAUAAGGUUGGAGAUGACGAUGUGAAAGUAAGAAACUACUGCCAUUCUAAGCUAUUGGAUUUAAUACAAUUUAACCCGGCCUUAUUUAAGGAUUUGGUCAACACGUUGAGUGAAGAAGAGAAAGAAAAGACUGAAAAAUUAGUCAAGUUACGAGUCAACAAUGACUGGUCUUCCGAUACGGACGAACAAGAAAGUCACAUUGAGUUGAAACAGUUUGGUUGA
This is a messenger RNA of Komagataella phaffii GS115, 6624 nucleotides long. Its product is annotated as AP-1 accessory protein. Gene Ontology annotation, cellular component: Golgi apparatus; membrane; endocytic vesicle. The record is from RefSeq and is a predicted model, not a curated record. NCBI's taxonomy places the organism in Eukaryota, Fungi, Ascomycota, Pichiomycetes, Pichiales, Pichiaceae. The transcript has a single exon. The coding region runs from base 1 to 6624 and encodes 2207 amino acids. Gene Ontology annotation, biological process: endocytosis; retrograde transport, endosome to Golgi; intracellular protein localization.